Symbiodinium sp. CCMP2592 is the source of this 6201-nucleotide messenger RNA. The record is from the annotation of a GenBank genome assembly. Lineage: Eukaryota; Dinophyceae; Suessiales; Symbiodiniaceae.
AUGGCCCGUCGCUGGGCAUCGCCCCGCAGAGUACCUCUUAGUGCCAGGGCUAUCCGGAGCAGUGCUGAUUGGCCGGUGGUGCAUCGAAAGCCUCAUUCAGCACGGCGCUUUGUUGCAGCCGCAGCGCACGACUCCAACGAUAUUUCUGAUGAUAGUGGCGAGGAAGAGCCUGCAGCCUUGGAGGAAUGUGUCACUGACUGUCGGAUCGUGGCUAGAAUUUUGCGCAGCACUGGACUUCGUGGCCUUGUGGCCGGGCCCAUGGGUGCAGGCUUGGUCACUUCAAGGAUUCCUGGUUUUGGCAAGGGCGUCUCGCCGUCGACCCGUAUCGAGCAAUGCGUCGCCGUCGCUCUGAACGAAGCCGAUGUUCGCACGGAGGGCGGUCGCUUCUUUGUAUUGACAGCGGCGCAUGAUGGCUUCAAUCUGACCUGGGUUCCGUCGGUUUCGUCGCGAGAAGGGCAGCUGCGACAAGCUGACCAGGCGCCGGAAGGCUGGUUGCAGGUGGCGCUGCUACCUUUUCGCUCCGUUUUCUCGAAACACGAGGGCUUAGCAUCCGCUGCAACCAACAGAGGGCGAAGAGCAGGCCCCGCGGCGGACGACCUACCACCGUUGCAGACUCCCCCCGACGCCUUGCUUGAGGCCGAACCGCCAGACUACCAAAAUAUGAUGGUUGAAAGCCACAGCAGCAAAGCGCAGGAGCUGAAGCAGCUGGGCCUGGAUGGCUUGAGAGCCUUGAUCUUCGUCCUUGCCAAGAUCUACCAGACGCCUGAUAAUGCUUUCCAGGCAAUGAGUCCCGAGCAUGCUCAGGCAACCGCGCUGGAUCUUGAGAACCUCUGCCGCAGGCAGCUUGGUUAUGAUGUCGAGUCCCUGACCGGUGUGAAGCCCUUCCUGCUUUUCACGGAGCUGGAUGAGCGCGGCAACGGCUUUAUCACCGUUGAGGACGCGGCGUGUGAGUCUUGCGCAGUGCGACAGGCACUUUGCGCAGGAUCUGGGUUGCAGCAGUUCGUCUCCAGACAAGUCUUUACCAUGCAGCUGCGCAGCCGUUGGCCAGUCCUGUAUCUCCCAGGUAUGGAAGCUCGGCAGUGGCAGCGAAGGAGACAUAAGACGAAUGUCGAACUACAGCAGCGCAGCUUGCUCCGAUUUGCUCAACUUGCCGCCUUAUCCUCCGGCAUGAAGUCGAAGAAGGGCGCCAAGGUGGCUGCACCCGGCUUGAAGCGCUUGGAGCGGCCUCGUGCUGGGACGGCCUCCGGAAGUGAUGACGGGUCACGAACGACCCGAAGGGAAGCGCAUCGACAGAAUGAUGCGAUUCGGAAGGAGCGUGAGAACAGAGAAAUGCAGGACACGCACCUGGACCUGGAGAGGGAGCGCUUUAUCACUACAGUGCAGAGAACCACCGUGCUUCACCCUUUAGAUUACAACGUCACGAGGAGGAUGUUUGAGGAGAUGGAGUCCAAGCAUCGGCUGGUGCAACGGCUGAGUGCAGAGGCAGAAGCCGCCUUUGCGAAAAGCCGCGGCAAAGUGGUAGAGGAGGAAGGUGACGAAGCACGUGUGCCGCUGCCGGACACCCAAAUCAGAGAGCCAAAGGACACGGAGAAAUCUCAGAUGCCCAAGAAGAGCUCACCGAACACCCCGCGCGCUCUUCUCGAGAUGUCACGGAGCCGCGGUGGCCGCGCAAAUCCGGUCAAGCCGGUCCAAAAGGAGGCAGAGAUCGAAUCCACCAGCAGCAAGCCACUCCCUCAGGCCAGGAAGCUGGCGCUAGCACGUGAGCAGGCAGCACGGCAGCCCAGCCCAGUCCGGACGCGAGUGGAAAUUGCGACUCUUGUGGUCGAUGCUCUCCGGCCGCGUGUGGCUGCAGGCAUCGGGGACGGCCAGCUUGCUGUCUACUACUUCUUCCGUUCACAUGGGUCCAAGCGGAAGCAGCUUCACCAAAUCCAGGGAUUUGAUGCAUCCCGUCGCAUGGGAGAUGUUGCGACAGCAUUGUACCUUCCGAGCCGGCGGCUUCUGGACGAUGGGGCCCUUGCGGUGGAAACGGCGUUUGGCAAUGCAAGCAGCAAGAUUUUCAUGAGGUUUUUGUUCCACCGAGAUUUUCCACCUUCCUGCGACCUGCACGCCACUCCACAAUGUAAGGUCCUAGCAGGAUUUGAGAGCGGGCGGGUGGCCAUCUUCAAGACAUUCUUCCCGGAAGACUUCGUCACGGAGUCCAGCGACAAGACAAUGACCCUAGAAGAAGUCAUGGAAGAACGCCAGGGGAUCAAGAGCCUUGCAAACGGCGAGCCGGUGUUGCAAGCACAAGAGCCUCUCCUCCUGGAGCAUUACCAUUGUGACAGUCCGGUUGUCGCGCUGUUCUGGCAUCAGAUCAUGGGCAUUUUCAGCAUCUCGACGAACGGUCGAGUGGUGGUGGCGGAUAGCUGUGGCGUGAAGACUUUCUCCAUCUCGGAGGCUUGCGGCCGGAAUGCCACGGCAACUUCUGCGGACAUGUCAACACAGCUGGAGCAGCUUGCAGUGGCUGGGCAGCGCGGCAUCCAUCUAUGGCAGACCCUGUCGCAGGCCAAGUACGGGGUGGUCGGCACGGUGCAGGACGGCUCGGAUGUCAACCCGGAGCAGAACAACAACUUCAUGCUUGUGCGAUACAUGCCGACCGGGAAGUUCCUGCUGACCCUGAGCCAGGACAAAGGUGACGUCAAGCUAUGGGACGCCCGUAGCCUGGAGUUGCAUUGUUCGCUUCGGCCCGGAGAGAGUUCAGUGGACUGUGCAUUCUGGGAACCACGCUGGGAGACUCUCUUGAUGUUCACUGCAAGUGGCGUCACCGAGAUUGAGCUCCGGGAGCAACCGACAAAUCAGGUCUUUGAGCCAAGCCAGGUCUUUUCGGACAACCAUCGUGGGCUUUUGAUCGGUGCAAAGCCUCCUGCACAACGAGAGGUGCUGGAACGCUGCGAAGGGCGCCCUGCCCCGCCUUCUCCUGAGGAGCAGGAGCCUGAGGACCCAGCCGAAAGGCCGUGCAAAUGUAUCGUCUGCCAGCAGGUUCCUAUCUCGACGCAAAAAGGGCCAGGAGCCGCUGAGGCGAAAUUGUUCCUUGGAGUGUAUCCACGCGGCCUGAAGGACAUUGCGGUCGCUGAGCUAACGGGUCGUGAAGGACUUCAGAUCUGGAAGCACCACGAGGAGCACUGCGCCGUGCUUUUUCAGAUUCCGGAGGGGCCCGUGCUGGAGCUUGGUUCAUUCCUGCUGUUGUGCGAGGUGCCCACGCAAUGCGCUCUCGGUGAGACGGGUCUUUGGCUGCCGCCGCAGCCAACGUUGCAUGAUCUCGCCCGAGCGGCGCGAGCUCAGGCAUGCUCUGCGGUAGCCUUUUGGCGGUCCAGAAUGAGGCCCUUCAAGACAUGGCGAGUCACGGUGCACAGAAGUGGAGCAACGCAACGAUGGAGGUCGCCGGAAGCAGCAGUGGUCAUCGGCGAGGCCCUUGCGCCAGCCGGGAGCGUGGCUUUGAGCCCGACCUGCACUGCGGGACCACAGGUGAACCUCGUCGACUUCGAUGUCGAGGUCAUGGCGUUUGUCUCAGACGGUGUUGACGAAUUGGCGGUCGCAGCUGGAACUGCCAGAGCUGAUUUGGUCGGAAAGGGCCCAGAGCUGCUCGUGUUGGGACUCCGCAGCUCCAGGACGGGGUGCUGUCGGCUGCCGUUCACCGUUCAGAAGGGAGAUCUACUGUCUCGUGCUGACGACACGGUUGCCUUGUGCCUGGCGCAAAUGGCAUCAUCAGUUCUGCGGCGAGGUGCAGACCUCACCCCUAACGGAAUGAUUGCGCUGGACCCCAUGUGUGGCGUUGGCACGUAUCUUUUUGCGUUGCAGUGGGCCCUCGCCCGCGACGGAGUGUCGGCCGAGCUGUUGGGAGUAGAUGCCGAGCUGGAGAGCCUUGCACACGCUCGAUCCAAUGCUUGCCGGCAAGGCUGGCGAACACUGGCACCAGAAUUCCUGGCUGGGUCCAGUCGGAUGCUCCCUAUCGGAAGCAACGCAGUCGACCUCAUCCUCGUUGACCCGCCCUGGGGGCAACGCCACAGCAGGCACACGUACGUGCGGCAGCACCUCUACGCUUGGGUCUUCUCCACAGUCCCGGAUCGGCGUGCGAGUGGGCCCGCGUCCUUCGCCCCGGAGGCCGCUGCAGCUUUGACGUUGGAGGCUCCACAGGAGCUUGCCGAUGCCUCACCUGCUUUUGCGAUUCUCGCUGAUCGAACAUUAAUACAGGAGUUCGUGCAAGGACUGUCGAAAGGUCUCGAGAAUCUCGCACGUUGGCACGAGGUUCAGCUGCUGACGGCGCAGCCACCUGGCAAUGGCGAUGGCAUGCAGCAGGUUGAAAUUGCACACGGCGCAGAGCACCUGAUCGAAGGUGCUGGUGAGGAUGGUCACGUCAUUGCCGUCAGAUUCCAGUUCCAGGGCCGGGAGUAUGACAAGGCAUUCAAAGUACCAAGCGAUGCGGUGCUUCUACUCCGGGCAUUCGAGAAGGGAGAGAUUGCCUUCCGGGUUCAGACUGCCACGGGUUCUUCGCCCGCUGAGGAGGCAGCCGUGGAUUCCGUGCAGCUUUGGCAGGCAGUCAUCGGAGACCAGGUUGCGGCAAAUGCCACUCCUCCCCCAACCACCGGGGAGGUUGUGGAGGUGAGCCCCGGCAACUUGUCUGUGGCAGAAGUGUCAGAGGACCCACUGUGCUAUGCCACCGGAUCUGGCACAUGGGUGGAUGCGGACCCACAGUGCUGCGAUAGAGAAGAGGAGCUGGACACGGUUUUUGAGGAAGAGCCGGCGAAAAGAGGUCAUAUCUCUGAUUCGGAAGGACCACAAGAAGCAAAUUCGGAGGCCUGCGUCGAAGCAGAUCCGAGUUGGACGCAGGAACAGCAAGAUCUCUAUGCGGAACUUUUGGACUUGCAGUUCUCCACCGUGCGAGCUCGGAAAGCGCUGGAUGCUGGCUGCACAGACCUUGAAGAGGCAGUGGAAUGGCUGGAAAAGCAUCAGCUUGAUGACGACAUCGACAUCUCUCCAGCCAUGUUGAAAGCUCGCGAGGAUGAAGAAGUGGCUUUGGCCGUGCUGCGGGUGCUCACGAUUCCUGCUUUGCAUCGCCUGUCGUGCCUUCAAGCUUUGCACCGGAUCUUGAGGAAUAUUUUGGCGGAUCCCGAGUCUCGACGAGUCAGGCAAAUCCGGAUUCAGAACCCCCGGUUCAAAGAAAGGAUCGGGCGUUUCGGGCAGGCCGUCUCGCUUCUUCGGAAGAUUGGUUUCCAACAAGGCGAGUUUUGGACAAGCGCAUUCGAGCGUGAGCCGUGUUUGGAAUGGCGGCUGCCGGUUGGUUCUGCCAACCCGAUGUCGCAACGCAUGGAACGAGCAUUCUCCCUGAUUGAUGAAGUUCUACGUGCUCCUGAUUCUUGGAUACCCAGCGUUUGUGCUGCCAUGCCCGAGGUGAAGAGCAGUUUCGGCGAAGCAGUGGACGUACCAACAUCACCAACGUCCUCCGAAAUUGCUUCCACUGCGCGUGAGCUGCUUGCCGAAGUGCAUGCUCGUCGAGCUCGCGACCCGCGAGGCUUUCAGGAAGCCAUGCGAGCUGCAGGACGGCAGCCCAAUCCAUCGGUGUAUAGCUUGCAGUCUCGUGCAAGUGACGCCAACUGGCGACCGCUCUCGGAACGCUUCCCUGGAAAGCGAGAGUUUAAUCUACAGGAUCUUGAAAACAUGCGCGUGGAAGAGGCCAUUGGCAACAUGCCAUUGUAUGCCAAAGAAUACGAGGCCCGUCUGGGGCAAGCAUCGUCCUAUGGACAGCUCGUGUCACGCAGCUACGAUCCGAACUACUUAAGUCGUCGAGCUUUGGACGAGACCAACAUUUUCCGGGGUUCCGAGAGGAUGCCGCCUUUGAAGUGGUGCCAGGGCAUUGCUGACAUUGCCGCAGAGCACGCUCGGCAAAUGGCUCGAGGUGAGAUGCCCUUCAGCCAUGAUGGCUUCUCGGAUCGAGUGAGUCGCUAUCCGAUUCCUCACCUCAGUGCGGCAGAGAACCUCGCAUACAACAGUGGCGUGGCAGAUACAGCCGGCGUUGCGGUCCAGGGCUGGAUCAAGUCGCCGGGCCAUCGCAAAAAUUUGUUGGGUGCCUUCGACCUCUGCGGAAUCGGUGUUGCGCAGUCCUCCUCUGGACAGUUCUUCUUCACGCAGCUGUUUGCGCGGAGUGCCGGCGGGGCGCUUUGCUGA